AUGGCCCCCGCCCGGGCCCGCCUGUCCCCUGCUCUCUGGGUCGUCACGGCGGCGGCGGCGGCCACCUGCGUGUCUGCGGGGCGCGGCGAAGUGAACCUGUUGGACACAUCCACCAUCCACGGAGACUGGGGUUGGCUCACGUAUCCGGCCCAUGGGUGGGACUCCAUCAAUGAGGUGGACGAGUCCUUCCGGCCCAUCCACACAUACCAAGUGUGCAACGUCAUGAGUCCCAAUCAGAACAACUGGCUGCGUACAAGCUGGGUGCCCCGCGAUGGUGCCAGGCGUGUCUACGCCGAGAUCAAGUUCACACUGCGUGACUGCAACAGCAUACCUGGCGUGCUGGGUACCUGCAAGGAGACCUUCAACCUUCACUACCUGGAGUCUGACCGGGACCUGGGUGCCAGCACACAGGAGAGCCAGUUCCUCAAGAUCGACACCAUCGCGGCUGAUGAGAGCUUCACGGGCGCUGACCUGGGCGUGCGGAGGCUCAAGCUGAACACGGAGGUGCGUGGGGUGGGCCCGCUCAGCAAGCGUGGCUUCUACUUGGCCUUCCAGGACAUAGGCGCCUGCCUUGCCAUCCUCUCCCUCCGCAUCUACUACAAGAAGUGCCCCGCUAUGGUACGCAACCUGGCGGCCUUCUCAGAAGCAGUGACCGGGGCUGACUCGUCCUCGCUGGUAGAGGUGCGAGGGCAGUGUGUGCGGCACUCAGAGGAGCGUGACACACCCAAGAUGUACUGCAGUGCCGAGGGCGAGUGGCUGGUACCCAUUGGGAAGUGUGUGUGCAGUGCUGGCUACGAGGAGCGGCGGGAUGCCUGUAUGGCCUGUGAGCUGGGCUUCUACAAAUCAGCCCCCGGGGACCAGCUGUGUGCCCGAUGCCCACCCCACAGCCAUUCUGCGACCCCUGCGGCCCAGACCUGCCGUUGUGACCUCAGCUACUACCGCGCGGCCUUGGACCCACCGUCGGCAGCCUGCACCCGGCCACCCUCAGCUCCAGUCAACCUGAUCUCCAGUGUGAAUGGAACAUCCGUGACCCUGGAGUGGGCCCCUCCCCUGGACCCAGGUGGCCGUAGUGACAUCACCUACAACGCAGUGUGCCGCCGCUGCCCCUGGACCCUGAGCCACUGUGAGGCUUGUGGGAGUGGAACCCGCUUCGUCCCGCAGCAGACCAGCCUGGCACAGGCCAGCCUGCUGGUGGCCAACCUGCUGGCCCAUAUGAACUACUCCUUCUCGAUUGAGGCUGUCAACGGUGUGUCCAACCUGAGCCCCGAGCCCCGCAGUGCUGCCAUGGUCAACAUCACCACGAACCAGGCAGCCCCGUCCCAGGUGGUGGUGAUCCGGCAGGAGCGGGCGGGGCAGACCAGCGUGUCACUGCUGUGGCAGGAGCCAGAGCAGCCCAACGGCAUCAUCCUGGAGUACGAGAUCAAGUACUACGAGAAGGAUAAGGAGAUGCAAAGCUACUCUACCGUCAAGGCUGUCACUACCCGUGCUACCGUAUCAGGCCUCAAGCCGGGCACUCGCUACGUGUUCCAGGUCCGAGCCCGCACCUCAGCUGGCUGUGGCCGCUUCAGCCAGGCUAUGGAGGUGGAGACCGGGAAACCCCGACCCCGCUAUGAUACCCGGACCAUUGUCUGGAUCUGCCUGACACUCAUCACGGGCCUGGUGGUGCUCCUCCUACUUCUCAUCUGCAAGAAGAGGCACUGCGGCUACAGCAAGGCUUUCCAGGACUCGGAUGAAGAGAAGAUGCAUUACCAGAAUGGGCAGGCACCCCCACCUGUCUUCUUGCCCUUGAAUCACCCCCCGGGGAAGUUCCCAGAACCCCAAUUCUGUGCAGAGCCCCACACCUACGAGGAGCCAGGUCGAGCGGGCCGCAGCUUUACCCGAGAGAUCGAGGCAUCCAGGAUCCACAUCGAGAAGAUCAUAGGCUCGGGGGAGUCGGGAGAAGUGUGCUAUGGGCGGCUGCAGGUACCGGGCCAGCGGGACAUGCCUGUGGCUAUCAAGGCCCUCAAGGCUGGCUACACCGAGAGACAGCGGCAGGACUUCCUGAGCGAGGCAGCCAUCAUGGGCCAGUUUGACCACCCUAAUAUCAUCCGCCUUGAGGGUGUCGUCACCCGUGGCCGCCUGGCAAUGAUCGUGACUGAGUACAUGGAGAAUGGCUCUCUGGAUGCCUUCCUCAGGACUCACGAUGGGCAGUUCACCAUUGUGCAGCUGGUGGGCAUGCUUAGAGGGGUGGGCGCUGGCAUGCGCUACCUCUCGGACCUGGGCUACAUCCACCGUGACCUGGCCGCCCGCAAUGUCCUGGUAGAUGGCCAUCUGGUUUGCAAGGUUUCAGACUUCGGGCUCUCGAGGGCUCUGGAGGAUGACCCCGAAGCCGCCUAUACCACUGCGGGAGGGAAGAUCCCUAUUCGGUGGACAGCACCCGAGGCCAUUGCCUUCCGCACUUUCUCCUCAGCCAGUGAUGUGUGGAGUUUCGGCGUGGUCAUGUGGGAGGUGCUGGCGUAUGGUGAACGGCCCUAUUGGAAUAUGACCAACCAGGAUGUCAUCAGCUCGGUGGAGGAGGGCUAUAGGCUUCCAGCACCCAUGGGCUGCCCACGCACCCUGCACCAACUUAUGCUGGACUGCUGGCAUAAGGACCGUGCCCAGCGGCCUCGCUUCUCUCAAGUCGUGAGCGUCCUCGAUGCCCUGAUCCACAGCCCUGAGAACCUUAGGGCCACAGCCACCGUCAGCAGGUGCCCACCCCCUGCCUUUGCCAGGAGCUGCUUCGACCUCCGAGGAGGUGGAAGUGGCAGUGGGGACCUCACUGUGGGGGACUGGUUGGACUCCAUCCGAAUGGGCCGGUACCGGGACCACUUUGCAGCCGGCGGGUACUCCUCCCUUGGCAUGGUGCUUCGCAUGAAUGCCCAGGAUGUGCGUGCCCUUGGCAUCACCCUCAUGGGCCACCAGAAGAAGAUCCUUGGAAGCAUCCAGACCAUGAGAGCCCAGCUAAGCAGCACUCAGGGGCCCCGCCGGCACCUCUGA
Molecule: messenger RNA, 3015 nt
Organism: Arvicola amphibius (Eurasian water vole)
Lineage: Eukaryota; Metazoa; Chordata; Mammalia; Rodentia; Cricetidae
Gene: Epha8
Product: EPH receptor A8
Exons: 17
Coding region: 1-3015 (1004 amino acids)
Biological process (GO): cell surface receptor protein tyrosine kinase signaling pathway; axon guidance; protein phosphorylation
Cellular component (GO): neuron projection; plasma membrane
Molecular function (GO): ATP binding; transmembrane-ephrin receptor activity; protein binding
Source: RefSeq, a predicted model, not a curated record